Molecule: messenger RNA, 1172 nt
Organism: Hevea brasiliensis (rubber tree)
Lineage: Eukaryota; Viridiplantae; Streptophyta; Magnoliopsida; Malpighiales; Euphorbiaceae
Product: L-ascorbate peroxidase 3
Exons: 9
Coding region: 195-1043 (282 amino acids)
Biological process (GO): response to reactive oxygen species; hydrogen peroxide catabolic process; cellular response to oxidative stress
Molecular function (GO): heme binding; peroxidase activity
Source: RefSeq, a predicted model, not a curated record
CCAAUCCUUUGCUUACUCUCUUGAAUCAACGCCUUCCCUUCGAUUCUAUUAUGUUCCAUCCUUCAAUUUCUAUAUCUAUAUAAUCACGUAUAUAAAACCUUCUAAUACCCAUUUCUUUUGUUCUGGCUUCUUCUCCUUCUUCGACUUGAUCGUCAACCGAGGCUCUGUUUUUGGUUUCUUUUCUAAUUGCACAAAUGGCAGCACCAUUAGUGGAUGCAGAGUAUUUAAAGGAGAUAGGGAAGGCUCGUCGGGACCUUCGUGGUCUCAUGUCCAGCAAAAACUGCGCUCCUAUCAUGCUUCGCUUAGCGUGGCAUGACGCUGGAACUUACGAUGCGAAAACGAAGACUGGAGGGCCUAAUGGUUCCAUCAGGAACGAGAAAGAGUACAAACAUGAAGCUAAUAAUGGUAUUAAAAUCGCUAUUGAUUUUUGCGAGGAAAUCAAGGCCAAACACCCCAAAAUUACGUAUGCUGACCUCUAUCAGCUUGCUGGGGUUGUUGCAGUUGAGUUCACUGGAGGUCCAACAAUCGAUUUUGUUCCAGGCAGAAAGGAUUCAACUGAAUCUCCUGAAGAGGGUCGUCUUCCUGAUGCAAAACAGGGUGCAUCGCAUUUAAAGGUUGUCUUUUCUCGAAUGGGUCUAUCAGACAAGGAAAUUGUGGCACUCUCUGGUGGUCACACAUUGGGAAAGGCACAUAAGGAAAGAUCAGGCUUCGAAGGUGCUUGGACUAAGGAGCCUUUGAAGUUUGACAACUCCUACUUCAAGGAGCUUUUGAAAGGAAAUUCAGAGGGACUAUUAAAACUACCCACUGACAAGGCUCUCGUGGAAGAUCCUAAGUUCCGCUCCUAUGUUGAGCUAUAUGCAAGGGAUGAGGAUGCAUUCUUCACGGACUAUGCGGCAGCGCACAAGAAACUGUCGGAGCUGGGCUUUACUCCACAUUCCAAAGCUGCAAAGUGUACACUUCUUGUACAGAGUGCUGUGGUAGUUGCUGUAGUUGCAGCUGUGGCAGUGUUAAGUUACUAUUAUGAUGUUAACAGAGUCAAGUGAAGAUCUUGUUUCUUUUAGCAGUAUGGCCAUCGUCGUCUGUUACUCAUAAGAAAUUGUGAUUUGCAAAUGUGUGGAGAAAUCAUUCUAAAACACAAUAAAAAAAAAUGCGUGAAACGAGACAUUGAAUUA